This is a messenger RNA of Letharia lupina, 1233 nucleotides long. RefSeq lists its product as uncharacterized. NCBI's taxonomy places the organism in Eukaryota, Fungi, Ascomycota, Lecanoromycetes, Lecanorales, Parmeliaceae. The transcript has 2 exons. Bases 1 to 1233 code for a protein of 410 amino acids. The record is from RefSeq and is a predicted model, not a curated record.
AUGGACCAGCAACCCAGACUGUCAGGCCCACACCAGGCACCUCUCAAACGCCUUGUGCAGAAACCGAGCUUUCUUCUGCCCAAGACAACAUCAAUUCCGCCUAAUAACCCAGAAUCAUACCUGACGAGAGUCGUUUCCUACACCUCAUGGCCACACACCUCCCCUAAUGCCUCAGCGAUGGCCAAAGCUGGAUUUCAUCAACAGCAACACUCUCAAAACCGAGACCUAGCUACAUGCUCCACUUGUGGCCUUACACUCAUGAACUGGGAAUGCAGUGAUGAUCCUCUUGAUGAACAUGUACGACGCUCACCUGCAUGCUCUUUUCUACACACUCUUCGAGUUGUGAAACCCGCCUUAACACCGGCGCAAACAACACCAAUCCCGAGCUCAGCGCCUCCCAAAGUCAGUCUGGCAUCACGUGCUUUGAUCCGGGCGUCCGCUACAUCAACAGCAGCUGCUGAGACCUCAAUAUCGACCCGCACAACUAUGCCCCGGCUAGCAUAUCCGCCUCCGCCAGCAUUCUACCCUCCACACCACCACAUGUUGAAUUCAAACUCUGACAGAAAGGCCGAAAAUGCGCUCGCACAGGCUGAUUCACCGGGAGAGUCAAAGGGAGAAGCCGUGCUGGACGUGGAGGGUUGGGUGGAGCUUGGGUUUGACGGGGAAGAGAAGGACGACUGGGUCAAAGCGGAGCCUCCCCACCACAGCGACCAGCAACAUUACAACGAAAAGCUCCUUCACACUCACCACACCACCACAUCCGGUACGGUGUCUAUACAGUCCCCACACGCCACUCCUCCCCCCACCAGACCACUCUUCCCUCACCAACGACGUCCUCUUCCUCCCCGCAGCCAACGUCUUCGAAGAGCGGAUGUUUCGAGAAAGAUAGAUACCACACAACCGCCGCCGUCGACUACGCCCGACCGCGACGACGGUACCAGCGAUGCCGGAUUUAGCGCACGUGCAUCGUUCUUCGACGUCGCGCUCACGGCGAAUAGGAUUAUUGAGGGAUGUGUUGAGGGAGUGGUGAGUCCGAAGGAGGGGACGAGUGGGAUAGGCGAGUUGAGGAAAGGGUUCUUCCUCGAUGGCGAGGGGGCCGGCGGGAUAGCUGCGAAUAUCACGCGCAUCCAUUCGCAGCCAGCAAUCGAUUUUUCCAAACGGGAUACCAGUAGACUCAGGAAGUUUGUCCAGGAUCUCAGGCCGUGGAGAGCGGAGAUCAAAUCGACUGUUUAA